Molecule: messenger RNA, 4788 nt
Organism: Naegleria fowleri
Lineage: Eukaryota; Heterolobosea; Eutetramitea; Acrasida; Naegleriidae
Exons: 5
Coding region: 1-4788 (1595 amino acids)
Molecular function (GO): protein binding
Source: RefSeq, a predicted model, not a curated record
AUGGGAGAACUUCUAGUGGUUACAUUGCUUCGUCUCUUGAAGAAUGCAAUCAUUUUAGGGUUUGAUGGUCUCUCCAUUCUCUUCUACCUCCCUGUGAGCAUGUUCUUAUUCAUGCAGAGUAAAUUAUCGGAAUUAUUUGGAUACAAAGCAAGAAUUCACGGAAAUCAUCAUGGAUCACUACUCUCCUAUUAUUUGAUAUUUAUUAUCUUUUAUUUGAUCACUACUGUUGCAACACCCUCUAUUGUGUUAUAUCCAGUGUUUGUAGUAUAUCAAACCUUUAUAUGGUAUAUUAGGAAUGAAUCGAAUACAUUUUGGAUGACUACUGCCUCUAUUGGAGUGGUAUUCGUUUGUUCAGUUGCAUUGUCCAUAAGAGCUUGUAUUUUAUUAGAGAGAAUGAAAAGAGUAUUCGAAGCAAAUAUAUUUGAAGAUUGGAUCCAAGUGCAAGUUCAUGGUAUUUUAUAUGUCUUGUCAAUCAUUGCAUUCAUUGUGAAUCCAGUGAGAUUGGUCGUGUUUUUGAAGGAUGCUAAAGGAAGACAGGCCCACGAGUAUGUGAAUGUAGUGGGAAAACAAGCUCGGAGUGCCAUCUAUGAUCUUAUUUGCAUUCCUUUUGCUUUCUUAAUUUUGGUGACUGUUUGGAGAAUUCCAAUCAUAAGGAGAUCAAAGUGGACUCAUCAAUUAUUUAUUGAUAAUGGUCUCUAUGUGCUCAUGGAAAUACCAGUAUUCACCAUUUGCAUUCCAAUUAGCCUUAUUGCCUUUUAUAGAGCUAAGUACUUUAUUCAAGAGUUUGCCAAGUUGGACUCUGAAAAAAGUGACCGUAUGAAGUUCUGUAUAAAACAAGCAUCUGAAACCUUCAUCGACAUUCCAUUCAUUUUGAUGGGAGCGAUACUAACUUGCACGAUUUAUAGAUUCAUCCCAGUGGUAAAACAUUAUUUUUCAAAAGAUACAGAAAACAAAAAGUCUCUGAGGAGAAUCAUUUAUGAACAUUUUUGUUAUUUCCUACUGGACAUUCCUGCAGCUAUUUCCUAUGGAAUAAUUUUCAUGCUUCGAUACAGACUGCCGAUUGUCCUGAAAAUUUCAAAUGAGGAAAAGGAAAAGGGAAAUUUCCUUCACUUCCAUCAAACUGCCCUAAUCAUGGCCUGGGAAACACUUCUUGAUAUUGUGCACAUUAUUCUUUGUACUUCAGUGUUUGUCACUCUUUGGAGAGCCUCACAUUUAUAUUCCGCCAUCUUUAUCGAUGUAUUUUACACUCCAAAAUUCUUUGAAAAUCAAGAUGAAGACAAUAUUAAGAAGAUGACUCUCGUCGAGUACGAAACAUUCAAAAAGAGAAGAGCUAUUGCCAGAGAUAUUCUCAAAAAUUGGAUCAUAGAUGUUGCCUUUAUCAUUCUUGGCAUAUUGUCGGUGUGGAGAAUUCCAAGAAUUGCUCUCCACUACAUGACCAUCAUUACAAAUGAAGAAAAGGCCAACUCGAUGAGAAAUAAGGCCAUGGAAGAAUUUAUUCAGUCCAUUCUCGAUGUAUUGGCCAUCUCGGGUCUAUGCAUGGUAUUGGUUCCAACUCUGUACCGACUUCCUACUCUCAUCUCACGACUCAAGUCAAAAGAGGACAAACUUUAUCAAUUGAUUGUGUUUUCAGAAAUUUUGGAGACCCUGAAAGAUCUUCCUUUCCUUGUGAUGGGUCUUUUCUCCAUGUGGAGAAUUCCAGUGAUUGUUCUCAAGAUUUGGCUUUUCAAUCCUCAAGAUUACGACACUGCUGAGAAACGAAGAAAUUUAGCAAAGGAGCAAUUCAUAGAUGCCAUGUUGGACAUUCCAUUCAUUGUUUCAUUCAUACUCAUGAUACUCUCCAUUAUGCACAUCUUUACACUUUACAUGUUGACUCGAAAAUACUUUAAAUUCAAGAAAGAAGAAACGGACAUGUCCAAGAAGAGAGAAUUGUUCACCUUCUUCAGAGGCAAAAUUUUAAAACAAUUGUACCUGUUACCUUUACAGAUACCACUCAUUAUUUGCACCUAUUUAGUUACUUUCACUUUCUAUAGAAUUCCAAUCACAGUCACCACCAUGAAGAAAAUUCCUGGACAAAAAGAACCAAAGAAACUUGCAGCCAAAGUAAUUGCCUCUCAAGCACUGAGUAUUCCAUUGGAUAUCAUCACUCUCCUCUUCUCGACCAUCAUUAUGUGCACCUAUUACAGAAGUGGUGAAUUAAGAAAUGUAUUCAAGACACAUUCGCUCUUUCCAUCAACUUUUGAGAUGAGAGAAGCUAUUGAGGCUCAUCGAUUAAUUGCUCUAAUCUUUUGGGAUCUCAUCAAAGAUAUUCCUUUGAUACUGUUAUUUUUAAUUUCGUCCAUUACAGUUUGGAGAAUUAAGCACAUCCUUCGAACAUUACAAAAUGAAAAAGACUACAAAAAACGACUCAUGUUACUUGGGGCUAAUGCUUUGUUAACUAUUGGAGAUGUUCCAUGUGCUAUUUGUGCAGUCUUGGUGUUUUUCAGUUGGAGAGCUAAGCGAAUGAUUUCCAUCAUCCAAGGAGCCUAUGUGGCUGGCAAACUUUCCCAAGUUCACUUUUCAAUAUUUUUGGAAUUUUAUGAAUAUCUGUUGGAUUUAAUUCACAUCAUGUUAGUACCUCUCUUGCUGUGGAGAAUACCAGUCUUGAUUAGAAAUGUCAUGAAGAUGGAAACCAUUCCUGAGAUGAGAAAAGAAGUAUUAGUACAUUUGAAACAAAUAAUUUUAGACCUUCCAUUCAUACUGUGUACCAUUAUUGUUUCUCUCUCAAUUUAUAGAAAUGUUGAAAUUUAUCAUUAUCUCACCAAAAAGAAGAAGAACAAAAAACCUUAUAGAGAAUUUAUUGUCAUACAGCUCAUUCAAUUGUUGUAUGACAUCCCAUUGGUAAUAACAGCAAUAGCUACCUGUGUCAUUAUCCCAUACCGAGUGUAUCACUUAGUGAAAUACCUCUUUUUCUAUCCUUUCAAGAAGGAUCGUGAUAAUGAAAGAAGAAGAGAGCUUCGAGUGUUGAUCGCAAAAACAUUGGUCGACUUGUUGACUCUUAUUUUUGGUCUGGGAGUGUUGUUAUUGUGUUGGAGACUUCCCUUCUUUAUUCACAGGUAUCUCACUGGAACACCUCUCAAGAGAUCGCUUUGGGUUGAAUUCAAGGCAGGAGUGUUGGAUGUUUGUUGUUUAUUCAUGCUUGCAAUUAAUUUGGCUCUAUUCUACCAAUUUCCAUACACAAUUCAAAGACUCUUUUACUUUACCAUCACAUGCUGCAAACAUCUUUUCAAAUAUUUACCAGAAUUAUGGAAUAAGGUUCGAACACCAAAGUCUACACAAUCCUCUACUCCAAAAGUUAUUCCACCUAAUAAUGGUGAAAUCCUACCACAGGAUAUGCUCUUUGAGAUUUUGACAUUCCUCCCACCAGAAGAAAAUGCUCAAAGUUUUGAUCGUGUUUGUAAACAUUGGCAUGAACAAGCACGACAAGAUUCAGUCUUGUGGAAAUUAUAUCUUGAUGCAGAUAGUUUGGGACAAUUCAUCGAGCAAAAGAUGGCAAGAAAAUAUGUUUCUUCGAAUAAUAACUACAAUGGCCAUAAUUAUUAUGGAUAUCCAUACAAUAGCUACCCUAGGAAUUCAACUCUGAAUGAGAAAUAUUAUAGUGCAAUUGGUACCUAUAAGAAUGAAGAUUUUUCACAUAUUUUUGCCAAAGCAUUUUCAAGCGAAUCCGAAAACAGAAAUCAUUACGUGAAACGAUAUUUGUCCAUCAAGGAGAGAUAUGUGGCUAAAAUGUAUUCUCUACAAGAUGCCCUAGAGGAUGAUUAUCGUCUUGGAUAUCAUGCAAUUGUUGUUAAUGAGCUCAAACAUACCAUUUCUCACAUUUACAAGAUCUUUUUAUUGCGUUAUAAGAUUAUUGGUACAUUGCUAUUCCCAUUGUCCUUCGCAAUCCGAAAGAUUUACAGAAACCAGACGAUCAUUAAUUAUUCAUGGGAUUGUGCAGAAGAGCAUCUGAUUGAUAUACUUGCAAAUAGCGGUCUUUUUAUACUCGAUGCCAUGGUUUUUGUGGUGAUGACUGUUCUCGACAUUUUCCCUUUCAUGGGCUAUCGAUGGUGGGGAAAACAAAAUAUUGAACUGUACAAUUAUUACAAUUACAGAGGAUGGAACUAUUUCAAAGUAGUUUGUCUCUCAUUUGCCUCCCUUAUUGCCACUGUGAUUUGCAUUAUUAUUGCAUUUGCUAUAGCGUUUAGCCCAUUCGUUUUCAAUGUGAGAAUUUGGCUAUUUGGGGUGAUUAUGUCGAUUGGAAAGAUAUCGGAAGCGAGUCAGUUCAUUCUGAGCUUUUUCAAAUUUAACACUGUGGUCUCAUGGUUCCUACUACCUCAAACUCUUGCACUGGGCCUUCAAGACUACAUUAUUGGAUUUGUUUUCUACCUGUUGGGUUUCAUUUUGAAUGCUGAAUCUGGAUUUAUGUACUGGAUUAAUGUGGUCUUGUUUUACAUACUAUGGAUAUUUAUCAUGUUUUGGUUUUUCGUUUUUACCACUCCAAUUUUGGAAUCCACUCCAUAUUUCAGAGCAAAUUAUGCUACGAGAGUCAUGGUGGAUGUGUAUGCAGAAAUAUUGAGCAUUUCGGCUUCUUUUUGUAAAAAUCAUUUGGGAUUUUUAGGCCAAUUAGUGAUCAUUCCAAUUACUUUGGGUUGGCUCGGUUGGCCUCUCAUGAUUUGCUUCUAUUUCAGAUAUAUUUACAUCAUGAUUCCUGGAGCGUUGUUGAGCGUGUUCUUUGUAUUUUUAGCUUAUUCGACCCUUAAGAAAAUCGGUUAA